This is a messenger RNA of Corythoichthys intestinalis (scribbled pipefish), 4788 nucleotides long. RefSeq names its product growth arrest-specific 7a (gene gas7a). Gene Ontology annotation, molecular function: actin filament binding. Gene Ontology annotation, biological process: neuron projection morphogenesis; actin filament polymerization. The record is from RefSeq and is a predicted model, not a curated record. The transcript is spliced from 10 exons. Bases 245 to 1276 code for a protein of 343 amino acids. NCBI's taxonomy places the organism in Eukaryota, Metazoa, Chordata, Actinopteri, Syngnathiformes, Syngnathidae. Gene Ontology annotation, cellular component: plasma membrane; actin filament; cytoplasm.
UGCUGAUUCUUCCAGUCUGCGUCCCCCCCUGCCCCGCCCCCCAGCCAACAUCCGUCUCCUCGCCGUCUUUGAGUAACCUGAGGCUACACUCGCUGCCACCUACCCCCCGUACCCCUUACCUCGGCGACAGCAAGCGCCCCCUCCCCGCCCCCUUUUCACUCCACUCGCAUCCCAGCCUGGCGACUGGAGGCUCAGGCGAGGGAAGAAGCAGGAGCAGGAACAGGAGGAGGCGUGAGGGAGCAGCAUGGAGGGCAGCUUUGACACCGAGGAGAGUUUUGACGACCCAUCGUGUCUCGCCCCGCAGCCGCCCGGAUCUGUGUCGCCCGCCAGGAGGCGAGUCCACGAGGUGAAGGAGACCAAGACCACGAUCAAUGGAGUGACAUUUCCACUUCCUGGAGAAGGACCUGAGCAGCAGCUGCUCAAACCCAACGAAUGGAGCUACUGCGAUUACUUCUGGACAGACAAGAAGGACCCACAGGGGGCCGCGUCGGUGGGAGGAUUCGAAGUUCUGCUGCAGAAGCAACUGAAGGGCAAACAGAUGCAAAAGGAGAUGGCGGAAUUCGUCCACGAGAGGAUUAAGAUUGAAGAGGAGUAUGCCAAGAACCUGUCCAAGCUGUCCCUCAGCACUUUGGCGGCUCAAGAAGAAGGGACUCUUGGUGAAGCUUGGACUCAGCUGAAGAAAAGUCUCCACGAUGAGGCCGAAGUGCACCUCAAGUUCUCCAACAAGCUUCACACUGAGGUGGAGAAACCUCUGCUGACGUUCCGAGCCGACAAUUUCAAGAAGGACCUGAAGAAGUAUGACCAUCAUAUCGCCGACCUCAGGAAACAGCUGGCCAGCCGAUAUGCUGGAGUUGAGAAGGCUCGGAAAGCUCUAGCUGAGCGGCAGAAGGAUCUAGAAGUCAAAACACAGCAACUGGAAAUCAAACUCAGCAACAAAACCGAAGAAGACAUCAAGAAAGCUCGCAGGAAAUCCACACAAGCAGGAGAUGACCUGAUGCGCUGCGUGGACCUUUACAACCAGGCUCAGUCCAAAUGGUUUGAGGAGAUGGUGACCACCAGCAUGGAGUUGGAGAAGCUGGAAGUGGAUCGAAUCGAAUGGAUACAGCAGCAUCUCCGUCAGUACACGACGCUCAGACACGAGACAGACAUGUUCAACCAGGGCACGGUGGAGCCGGUGGACCAGCUGCUGCAAAAGGUGGACCCGGCCAAGGACCGGGAGCUUUGGGUCCAAGACAACAAGACGGGUCACGUCAGGCCCGUCGACUUGGACAUCUGAAGGCAUGGACUGCUGUAACCGGUACCAGAACCAGCAUGUUCCUAGUACAUGUGAACCCUGCUCGCUUCUACAUCUUCUGCUGUCGUGACGUCACUCCGGUUUUCUUCAACGUUUUGGUGUCUCAUUUAAAAAAACAAAAGGGAAAAAAGUCUUGAUAUGAUCUCAUUUAUUUUUGGAUAUCAAGAGGAACUCGUGGUGGACUAUUUUCAUAUUUUCUAAGAUGGCUGCUAGACAUAGACGUUUCUGCCUCGUGCAAGGAAAAAAAGUCGGAUAGCGUCACACUGGAAAACCUACUUGUGCCUCAAGUGUUUGUUUGGAUGGAAACGGGAGACCACAAGACGGGUUUUACUUUUUCUGCCAAGCGCGCCAGUUCUAAUGUUGGUUCACUACAAUGGGGCACAAGUGUUCGGGAACAGUUGACACAAAAUUGUGCUUUUGAGAAAUAUAAAUUCUAGCUGCAAAUUAGCAAAUUGCGCUUGUGAAGAAAUUUAGGGCAUAGCUGUUAUUUCGCAAAUUGUCUUCGCAAGGCGACAUAAAGUCUUGUCGGUCAGGUUCGAGUGUGACUUGCACGCGUCUCAAGUGUGAACAUAGGCGGGGUUUGACUUUUGGGGCGGGGGGGGGGGGACACACACAAUAUGUUGAUGACCCUGAAACGCAGUGUCAGCAAUCAAAUUAACUUACAAGAAUAUUUAUAAUAAUAAGUCGACAAUGAGCGUUUUUUUGUUUCGCAUCAUUCUUGAGGGGAAUUCUAAAUCAUAAAUUAUAAAACAGUUUUCGCCAAGAUCGUCAUUUAUUGAAUAUGGUACGCGCGCCGGUGUCGUGCCAAUGUAGUUACCCCAGUCAAAAAUUGUAUCGCCUGGGCGGAGCCAUAUGGAGGUAGAUUUGUGUCUUUAUUAUUCAAUCAAACAAACAGUUGCUUCAAUAAAUUAAAAAAAAGGUGCUUCAAUCAAAAUAUAUAUUUUCAAUUAAAAAAAGUCACUUCAAAUAAAAAAAUGUGUUUGAAUGUAAAAAUAAAUUUGAAACUCAAAAAAAUGCAUGUGAAAGCUAGUUUUCUUUGAUUUAAUUUUUUUUUAAUUGGAGUCAAGUUUUUUUUUUUUCGACUGAAGCAACUUUUUUGAUUGAAGUAAUGUUGAUUUGUGUUUGGGCCACAUUUUGACUCGGACGUUUUUGUCUUAAUCAUUUCUUCAAAAAAUAAGUUGCUUCAAAAAAUACAUAUUUUCAAAAAGAAAAAUCAAGUCAGUCAAAAAAAGAAAAAUUUUAAUCAUAGAAAACGUUUUGGAAUGCGAAAAAAUAUUUGAGAUUGACAAAUUUGCAUAUGAACAAACGUGAAAUUGAAAAGUUUUCUUUGAUUGAAGCAAUCCUUUUUGUGUUUGGGCCAUAUUAUGGGUAGGACAUUUGUGUCUAAAUCAUUCAAUCCCCCUAAAAAAAGUUGCUUGAGUCAAAAAAAAAAAAAAAAAUUCAAUCAAAGAAAAAAAUCAUUUUAAAAAUAAAAUUGCCCUCCCCUAAUUUGUUUUUUGGAAAAUUAUAUGCAAAGCAAAUGUCAGGUUAAGGUGCUAGUCACAUGAUCUGCUCGAAAAAUAAUUUUGACCCAUUAUAAAAAUUUUUUUUUUUGUUCAUUUCAUUCAUUUUUGUUGCAGUUUUAUUGGUUUGUAACUUAUAUAUAUAUAUAUAUAUAUAUAUAUAUAUAGGAAAGUCAAUUUCAUAUAAUGACACUUUUCGGCCACCAGGCGGGGGCCUGCCCCCCUGCCCCCCCCUUAAAAUCCGCUUAUGAGUGUGUGAAUUAUGCAUUUCAUGAGCGCAAGUAUUCAAUAUAUAUAUUUUUUAAUCUAAAAAAAAUAAAACUCGUUUAUGUCGUCUCUUCCGGAAUCUGUCGUUCGCCAACAUUUCCACUGUCUUCUUUUAUGCUGUGUGUACACAGAUGACAGUCCUGCGGCGCGCCCUAGCUGGUUUUUAUCUGUAAUUGCAUGUGCAGUGUGUGUGUCUACAUUUUGUGUUUUCUUUGGAUGUUAUUGCUAACACUCCACUAUGCGUCCUUUUUGUGGUCCUUUCUGAACACUUGUUGUGUUUCGUCGUUCGUAUUUGGAUGUUCAGAAAACAUCCUGCUCAAGUUUACCAAUCUCGCGUGCGCUCCACUUCAUCUUUUGGGGCAUGGUUUUGGGGAGCACGCUAUGGAAUGCAUCCUGUCCCUCAUAAUAAUUAUAAAUGAUAAUAAUGUAAAGAAUAAAGCUCCUCUUGGAAAAAUCAACUUGGGUUCUUCGUUAUGUAAGCGAGGGACAACUAUGGGAAGAAUACAGAGAUGAGGUCGGUGAGGAGAGUGAGACAGGUGGAGUUCACAAAACACACACAAAAAAUGGACAUUUAUGAAGCCCGAACAUCCUAAAUGGCGGCGAAAAAGGUGAAAUUAAACAUUGAGAUGAUGUUCUAGUUCGUCAUUCAAUGUCAUUUUAGAGAUUUUAUUCAUCCACGAAGGGAAUUCACAGCUGGGUUCACGGUGAAAACAAGGCAAAGCAGGCAGGUGCUAAUAAGGAUAUAAAAAAAAAUACAAAGUAUUAAACACUUUCGUUUGAAAGAGGUUGCCCACUUCCACAGGAGUUUAAAGUUGCAAUUAACGUGAUUGGAUUAUUAGUUGGGUCAGUUGGCAUCGACCUUCAUCUCAUGAUAGGAUUAACACGCUUAGCCUGAACCCCUCCUUGGGUUCCUCCUACACUUAAUCAACAGUGUAUGUAAACACAUUUAAAACGGCUUAGCACUAGCGUGACACUCCGGACCUGCGGGGGACAGCGCAGAUACAAGAUCCCGAGGCGGCGCUCACUAGAAUAUGGUUUGAGUUCAUCUUUAUUUAGGCAAUGUAGAUUUUUAUGUGGUCGACAACGACAAUAAAUGUAUUGGCCCGAAUAUAAAACGGCCCUGAUAAAAGACGACCCCCUUUUUUUCAAGACUCAAGUUUGAAAAAAAAGACUUUUUGAACACAAAAUUUUUAUACAGAAAAUAAUUACAGUACAUCUCAAACGAUUUUAACAAAAUAUUUGAGAAAAAAAACAUGUUAUUUUGCCUCAUUCAAAUCUUAAUAUCGGAACAUUUAAAUAUGUAAACUAAAGUGCAAUCACAUUCGUAAAUGAAUGCCUUCUGGUUUUUUGAAAUGUAAAUAAACUAGGGCUGUCAAAUUUAUCGCGUUAACGGACGUUAAUUAAUUUUUUUAAUUAAUCACGUUACAAUAUUUGAUGCAUUUAACUCACAUGCCCCGCUCAAACAGAUUAAGAUGCCAGCAAAGUGUCAUUUCCACUUGUUACUUGUGCUUUUUGGUGUUUUCCGCCACUCUGCUGGCGCCUGGGUGCGACUGAUUUUAUGGGUUUCAGGCUUCAGCACCAUAAUUAUUAUUGACAACAACUAGUUUAUUUUUUGAUUGAAAUUUUUAGAAACUUUAUUAAAAUGAAAACAUUAAGAGGGGUUUUAAUAUAAAAUUUCUAUAACUUGUACUAACAUUUAUCUUUUAAGAACUACAAGUCUUUAUA